Molecule: messenger RNA, 558 nt
Organism: Diorhabda sublineata
Lineage: Eukaryota; Metazoa; Arthropoda; Insecta; Coleoptera; Chrysomelidae
Exons: 2
Coding region: 1-558 (185 amino acids)
Source: RefSeq, a predicted model, not a curated record
AUGGCUGUAGAAUUAACACCGGUAUCUUUAAAAGCUGAACACAUGGGUGCACCUCCGGCGAAUUCUGUAAAGUAUAAUCCAAACUAUCGCAUCGAUCACUUCAACAAUUACAGAAACGAGGUACUAUCCCGGAUACCUCCUUCUCACUACGAAUGGGGUGGAAUGUCCAGUAUUUACACUCCCUCGCCUGAUUUUUCGACUUAUAAAAAUACGUUAAUACAUAACAAUUUUCCCAGAUCGGAGGUUAGCGGCAUUGAUAGAGAACGGUCCCAACAGGUGGAUGAUUACUAUCUCAUGUGCCAAUUACACAGAGAUCAGUAUAAAGAUACCUCAGGUAGAUUACAUCCUCUGAAUUACUUCAAAAAGCCAGAAUACUUGUAUCAGUGUCCAAUAGAUCCAACAAGUCACUAUAUUAAAUAUCCAGAUUAUCAUGUGAAGUAUUCGCAACCUAUUGUCCUUCCAUUGACGUUAGAAAGAACACUGAAAACUCCUUUACUCCCAGAUCGAGCUCUAACUGGUAUUUAUAAUGCCAGUAGUGACAUAGCUUAUAAACGUUAA